UCUCCUUAGUACCAGGAAGGAAGGGACGCCUUCAAGAUAAACUCUUGUCCUGAAUAAAACAAAAAAUGGACAUCUUGUACAAUUUAGUCCUUCUGUUUAUAGAUUGCUACAAAUUUUUGGAGUAUGGAAUUUUACGGUGUUUUCACCCCAUAACUAAGAAAUUAGGAAACAAACUCAUGGCAAAGUAUGGAGUCAAUAUUAACGGAAAAAAUUCUUGGGACAUGCAGGUUUUGGACGAAUCUGUCUACACCCGAGCUCUUAAUCGUGGAAACCUGGGACUGGGUGAAUCCUACAUGGAUGGUGAAUGGGAGUGUGAUAAUCUAGCGGAAUUUUUUAGGCGAAUUUUUGCUGGGGAGGAUAACCUCGUAAAAAUUUAUAUGCACCCAUGGAACCGUUUCUUGAAUUAUAUGGAGUGCUCACAUUUUAACCUGCAGACGAGAAAGAGGUCGUUCAACGUUGCCAAAAUUCACUAUGAUUUGGGAAACGACCUUUUCUCCGCGAUGCUCGACCCCACAAUGAACUAUUCAUGUGGCUACUGGAAAAAUGCGUCCACUUUGGAAGAAGCUCAGAUCGCUAAAAUGGAGCUCAUUGCAUCAAAAUUGAACCUCAAGCCUGGCAUGACCGUGCUCGACAUUGGGUGUGGGUGGGGCGGAAUGGCCAAGCAUUUGGCCAAAAAUUAUGGAGUUUCCGUCACAGGGCUCACAAUUUCCAAGGAGCAGGCUGCCUUUGCGACGAAAUCUUGCGCCGGGCUCUCCGUCAAGAUCGACCUCGUUGACUACAGAGACGUCAAAGGCACCUACGACCGGGUCAUAUCUGUCGGAAGUUUCGAACAUUUUGGGCGUGUCAAUUAUCGCGGAUUUUUUGAAAUUGUGCACCGAGUUUUGAAAGAUGACGGUAUAUUUUUACUUCACACGAUCGGUUAUAAUCACUGGGAAAUGCCUGGGUCAGAACCCUGGUUGACGAAGUACAUCUUUCCGGGAGGUUAUAUCCCGAACACGAAGCAGAUUGUGGGGACGACGGAGAAGCUGUUUAUAGUUGAGGACUGGCAAAAUUUCGGGCAUGAUUACUCCAAGACGUUGAAUGCUUGGAGGGAGAACUUUCUCAAGGCGUGGCCACGGCUGAGGGUUGAGAAAAAAUAUGAUGACAGGUUUUAUCGGAUGUGGAAUUUUUACCUGGAGCUGUGCAAGGGCGGAUUUCAAGCGAGGAAGGUGCAGCUUUGGCAGAUUGUGAUGAGCAAGAAUGGAAUUGCAGGUGGGUAUUAUGGGGGACGGUGAAGAUGAAAUUUUGGCUAAUUUGCCAAUACAUAAGCCAUGACUAUUUUGCAAGUGACAUAAUUUUUGCCAUUUAUUAUCUAUACUUAAUAUAUAUGUGAACAUAUUGAUUACCUUCAAUAAACUGGAGACUUGAAUUUGUA
Folsomia candida is the source of this 1414-nucleotide messenger RNA. Its product is annotated as cyclopropane-fatty-acyl-phospholipid synthase. The transcript is spliced from 3 exons. The record is from RefSeq and is a predicted model, not a curated record. NCBI's taxonomy places the organism in Eukaryota, Metazoa, Arthropoda, Collembola, Entomobryomorpha, Isotomidae. Gene Ontology annotation, biological process: lipid biosynthetic process. The coding region runs from base 66 to 1274 and encodes 402 amino acids.